Messenger RNA from Triticum turgidum subsp. durum (durum wheat), 1206 nucleotides. Lineage: Eukaryota; Viridiplantae; Streptophyta; Magnoliopsida; Poales; Poaceae. The record is from the annotation of a GenBank genome assembly.
AUGGCGAAAUUCCCAGCUGUCAGUCGCAGCGUGUUUAGAUUUACGAACGAAACCAUGAGGAUUGUUAUGGUAACUGUUAUCGGAGUGGUCCUUGGCUUCUUCAUUGGAAUUUCAUUCCCGUCGGUCAGCAUAACAAAGCUACACUUCCCAUCCAGCUUUGUUUCGUACAUAGAGGAGAGGAACUCUGGGCUCACGACCCAAGCUUUACUUAAUCAUGCCUGGAAUUCUGUCAGGAAUGCAAGGGAGAACACUUCCGAACCAAAUACAAACACUACUUUAAAGAUUUAUGUCCCGACAAACCCCAGGGGUGCAGAGAGGCUAGCACCAGGCAUUGUUGUGCCAGAUACCGACUUCCAUCUGCGCAGAUUGUGGGGAGACCCAAGUGAGGACCUGCCAUUCAAACCAAAGUACCUUGUGACUUUCACUGUUGGAUAUGCACAGAAAGAAAAUAUAAACAGAGCAGUGAAGAAGUUUUCUGACAAUUUUGCUAUCCUGUUAUUCCACUAUGAUGGUCGUGUGACCGAAUGGGAUGAAUUUGAGUGGUCAAAGCGAGCCAUCCAUAUCAGUGUCAGCAAACAAACUAAAUGGUGGUACGCCAAAAGAUUCUUGCACCCUGAUAUUGUGGCAGCUUACGAGUACAUAUUCAUCUGGGAUGAAGACCUUGGGGUCGAUCAUUUCAACGCAGAGGAGUACAUCAAACUUGUUAAGAAAAAUGGUCUGGAUAUCUCCCAGCCUGGCUUAGAACCUGACCGAGGACUAACUUGGCAGAUGACCAAAAGAAGAGGUGACCGAGAGGUCCACAAGGUGACAGAGGAAAGGCCAGGCUGGUGUGCUGACCCUCAUCUUCCACCUUGUGCUGCGUUUGUUGAAAUAAUGGCUCCAGUCUUCUCAAGGGAGGCAUGGCGAUGCGUAUGGCAUAUGAUUCAGAAUGAUUUGGUUCAUGGAUGGGGUCUCGACUUCGCCCUCAGGAAAUGCGUAGAGCCUGCUCAUGAGAAGAUCGGAGUCGUCGAUUCCCAGUGGAUCGUUCACCAGGUGGUUCCUUCUCUUGGGAACCAGGGCAAGGCGGAGGGCGGGAAGCCGGCAUGGGAAGGGGUGAGGGCGCGGUGCCGGAAGGAGUGGGGCAUGUUCCAGACGAGGUUGGCGGAUGCCGAGAAGGCCUACUACAAGAUGAUGGGCAUCACCCCUCCAAACUCCACACUUGUCUAG